ACCAUCUUUCUUUCAAGCUUUUAUUUUGCCGCGUCCACGUUGCUCCCAGUCACAGAGAGAGAGAUGAGAGAGAGAGAGAGGAGCAGCAGCAAGAGGAGUGGACUAAUCAGCCAAGGGCGAAGCCCAAACUCUCUCGCAGUCGCAGUUUCUCUUGGAUAAAGCUUUUUAUUUUUUUUAUAUCAAGGAAAAUAAUUAUCAGAAAAGAAAGCAAAAAAGUUCGGAGCGUUUUAUAAAGAACUAAGGUUGGGUGGUUCUCUGAUGGGGAAGGGUUCGAAGAGCAAUUGCAAGUCUGCAUCACACAGGCUCUUCAAGGAUAAGGCAAAGAACCGGGUCGACGACCUCCAAGGCAUGUUCAUGGACCUGCAGUUUGCCCGGAAGGAGAGCCGCUCGGUCGACGUUGCUGUUCUUGAAGAGCAAGUCCAUCAGAUGCUUAGGGAGUGGAAAGCCGAGCUCAACGAGCCCUCUCCAGCUUCAUCUCUGCAACAAGGUGGCAGCCUUGGGUCUUUCUCCUCGGAUAUAUGUCGGUUAUUGCAGCUUUGUGAGGAGGAAGAUGAUGCCACUAGUCCAUUAGCUGCACCAAAGCCCGAGCCUAAUGAUCAAAGUGCGCAAGUCAGAGAUAGUGUGAUGUUUCUAGAGGGAUUUAGUGUGAAUCAGGGGCAACAGGACCAUGGUUUUCCCCCGAUUGGUGAAUGCAAAAACCUGUCUCCAGAAGUCCGGGAUGUGGCAAUUAAUAACUUGGAAGGGUCUACGCAUUUGGACUACCAUCAGUUUGAUUUGCAUCAAGACUUUGAGCACAACUUCUACUCCGGUUUUAGUGGUACCGGUUUGUCUGGGGAGGAUACUGUGCCUCAUGUUUCUAGCUAUCUCCCAAGUAUAUGCCCACCACCUUCUGCUUUCUUAGGCCCAAAAUGUGCCCUUUGGGAUUGCCCAAGGCCUGCUCAAGGCUUGGACUGGUGUCAAGACUAUUGCAAUAGCUAUCACGCAGCUUUAGCAUGGAAUGAAGGUCCACCUGGCAUGGGUCCAGUUCUAAGACCUGGAGGCAUUGGCCUGAAGGAUGCUCUGCUUUUUGCUGCUCUUGGUGCAAAGGCACAGGGAAAAGAUGUUGGUAUCCCAGAAUGUGAGGGAGCUGCAACUACAAAGUCUCCAUGGAAUGCACCUGAACUCUUUGAUCUUUUAGUUCUGGAAGGUGAAACAAUUAGGGAAUGGCUCUUUUUUGAUAAGCCUCGGAGGGCAUUUGAGAGUGGGAACAGAAAGCAGAGGUCUUUGCCAGAUUACAGUGGGCGUGGUUGGCAUGAGUCAAGGAAGCAGGUGAUGAAUGAAUAUGGAGGCCUGAAGAGAUCAUACUAUAUGGAUCCACAACCACUUAACCAUUUCGAGUGGCACCUCUAUGAAUAUGAGAUCAAUAAGUGUGAUGCUUGUGCUUUGUAUAGAUUGGAACUGAAGCUUGUUGAUGGGAAGAAGAAUUCCAAGGGGAAAAUAACUAAUGAUUCAGUUGUUGAUCUGCAGAAGCAGAUGGGAAGGCUCUCUGCUGAAUUUCCAUCUGAUGAUAAGCGCUCUGUGAAGGGGAGGGCCAAAGUUAAUACAAAGGUUGGUGUGUACCCUGUUCCAAAUCGAGUGACACCAACAAAUGGAACAUUUGAGUAUGGGGUAAAUGCACCAUAUGAUUAUCCUGUCGAGAAUAUAGGUGACUAUUACCUGACGUAGUUAUAGAAGUUUGAAUGGAUAUGGAACAUGCUGGAUGUUGUUAGUUUAGUACAUUAGCAGCAGUGGGUUGCCUUUUUUCUUUUCACUUGUUCGGUUUCUGCAAUUUCGCCUUCAAUAACAAGAAGUGUCAGCUCAUUUUUUCUCCACUUUGGAGAAUUGUGAAUAGCUCAUUCUCACAUGAAGUAUUAGACUGUCCCGAUACUGGAGCUUGUUUCUAACUUGGAAAGAUGGUGACAAACAGAGAAAAUGGGUGUUUUUUGUUCGGUCCAUUCUUAGAACUAAUUGUGAUGUUUUGAACGUUGUAUACCAGUUACUUCCACCAAAACUGGAAUAGGUGGGUGAAUACUGUUGCUAUACUUUAUCCUUCAUCUUUUCUUUUUUCAAAUUAUGCUAAUGAUGUAGGCCAUUGGCAAGUUAAUGACAGUCUGCAAUAUGUACUGUGGCUGCUAGUAUAUAAUGUUACCUAUUUACUUGAUGUUGAA
Molecule: messenger RNA, 2186 nt
Organism: Juglans microcarpa x Juglans regia
Lineage: Eukaryota; Viridiplantae; Streptophyta; Magnoliopsida; Fagales; Juglandaceae
Product: transcription factor VOZ1-like
Exons: 5
Coding region: 259-1704 (481 amino acids)
Biological process (GO): regulation of DNA-templated transcription; positive regulation of long-day photoperiodism, flowering
Source: RefSeq, a predicted model, not a curated record